AUGGCCGUGGAUCCCCUUUCCCCCAUUGCGCCCGCGCGUUUGAGGGCACUGCUGCUUCCUGUCGGGAGGAUAAAACGCUCGAGGUUCCUUAGCUUCGCUGCAAGACUACAGGCGGAAAAUGUUGUCCGCCUGGGAGAUAUCAGCCCCAAUGCGCGACCCAAUCGAAAUAUGUUUUCACCGCUUGCAUUUCCAACUGGGAUGAUAAUAUAUGACCUUACAUUUUCCGUCCCUCCCAUAUCACAUUUAGAGUUGUUCCCAUUCGAAAUCUUCCGAGAACCCUUGGUCGUCAUAGCUAUAGCGGAUGGAGCCGAGUUGCCUGAAGAAAAUAAAGAGAGUGAGGCAGAUUCAGCCACAAGGUCCGGCGAUCGAAUGCAACCCGGGCUAGACGAACUGUUGGACGGACUGCGCUUGGUCAAGGAGAAAAACACUCGGGCUCUGGUUCACCAGCUCUUGAUCUUUGAUCGUGAGGGAGUGAGCAAGCUUUCGAGUGGUCCCGACGGUAUCAUAUGGGUUCCCCGACCUGAAGCGUCUAAGGCGACGACGAUAAAGACUGCGUUGUGUGAUAUCACGUCGAUACUGCUUUCUGAACUUGACGAGUUCGCGAAGACGAUUCAAAGCAUCCCCUUUAUUGAAUCUCCCAGAGCCUCAUCUUGGGGGCCACAUCGUGGCCCAGACUUGCGCGCAAGGCCUGCCGACAGGCUGAUUCACCGGAUGACACUGCCUGCGCAUCUCCCAUCCCACCCCAAUGAUGCACCUGAAACUUCUUUGGCUUCCAAUAAGAGCUCGCCUGGUCCGAGCGAGCAUGAGACACCUACGACCUUUGACGAAAUUACACGGUCUAUCCAGCUGGCUAACCGCGCAAGUACCUUUGGCAAACCCAACUCUCUGCCGACCUCGAAAGAGCAUAGCCGUGAUCGAAUGUCAGUGAGCGGAGUGAGUGCUACUGAUCGCACGAAAAACCGGAUCAAAGGCCGUACGGGAGUAGUGAUUGGGACCCUCUUUCUUCAGACGGGAAGAUGGCCAGACGCUCUUAAAGAAUUGGUAGAAGCAGCGACAAAUGCCAGGGCAAGCAGUGAUUAUGUGUGGCAUGCCAAAGCUCUCGAGUCAAUCCUUCUUUGUCUUCUCAUGUUUGCAUGGGCAGGCAUGGAUUUCCAGAUACCUCCGAUCUGCUACCCGGUCGCCGAUAAAUCCUCUAAAACAAUCCAAAGCAGUGCCCUUGAAGUGGGACAGUCUACGCCUGGGAACCGCAUCAUCUCCCUUCAAAAUCUCGCUAACCUCUUACCCGACCUUGCGAACAAUAUCCUUCAUCUCUACAAUCGUGCUUCCAACAUUACAGAUGAGCCGGUGCCCCAGCUUGUCUUUUCGGAGACAGUAAUCCGGCUCUCAAGGUUGCUGGUAGCCGCGCGAAUACGGGAUGGCGCUCUGGACGACAAUGCUUUGAAGCACAUCGUAAUGAACGAGCCUUUGCUGCCACUGCAUCGGCCCGAACGUCCUCGUGGCUUGAUCAUCCUCCGCCAGUCAGAGAUUGCGAGUUUCCUGUUCCGUGCUUUGCCACUCUCCCCUAGCUCAGAUCUGCCUGCAACAGAUACUAUACCGAUUAUCGUUGGAGUCGUGUCUGUACUGAAUGCGCUUGAUCUACCGCGGAAGAAAGCAUUCAUUUUGCGGGAAUUCCUUUCGAUAAUAGUCCCAACUCUCGUUCAGGCUCGCAAAAUCGGUGCUGCAGAAGUUGGGAUUCACCCCGCCGCUGGGUUGGCAUCGCUCAGUGAUACGGCAUUUGAUAUCAACGCGCUUGAUGUUGGAUCAGGGAAUAUGGAAAGUAGUAUGCGUGCCCUUUUGGGCCUCAUAGGGGAGAUAUAUGGUGUUCAACCAUCUCCAUUCUAUGAGUGGGAGAAGAAACGUUCCUCGACUGCAAGUGGGACGGGCCCAAUCCCUGAGUAUGACUCUAUCGCGGCCAUUAUUGAGCGGUCAUUUCGCCAUGUGGCCCUGGACAGAUAUGGUGACCUGAACUUGAAAAUAGACGCUCUCAAAGCGUGCAUCAACUGCUGCGAGGCGCUUCCUGAUUUCACCGGUGUUCUCCGGUUCACAGUUGAACUGCUCCAAACCAUUCGGGGAGACCUGAUGCUUGCUGAAAAUUAUUACCAGCCUCCGUUUCUGCCGCAAGACGAGCAGGUUCGCCUAUUGAACAAUAUUAAACGAACAGUGGGCGCUGCUCAUAAGCUUGGCGCUUCAGAUCUAGAAGCAGAAUACUGGGAUGACUUCCUCGUGCGUGACGUACGGCUCCUUGCUCUACCUGACACUAAGAGACCUGUUCGACGUUCCAAGUCACACCUUGACGUGGUCUCAGGCAACGGCGACAAGCCAUCAAAAGACCCAUUCUUAUACAACCCAUUUUCUAAAACAAGCAGUAAAAUCUCGGAGUCGCUCAUGAUCGCCGGUGAGCAUGCAGCAUUCACAGUUACUCUUCAAAACCCCUAUGAGUUUGAAAUCGAGAUCGAACGGAUUCGUCUGCAUGGUGAAGGUGUGCCAUUAGAUGCUGUUGCAGAAUGGAUAAUUCUUCCACCGCUUUGUCUACAAGAAGUGACGGUUAUCGGAACUGCGCCUACAGAAGGGACAGUUAAUAUCACCGGCUGUAUUGUUAAAGUGCGAUAUUGCAGGGAACGCAAAUUCCCGAUUUUCAAGGAAUUCUGGAAACCAGAGAUUGAAGCGAAGUUCAAGCGAACGGGUCUCGCGGCUAAAAAACCUUUGACAGAUCGGCCGCUGUCGUGGAGCUCAACCACUUCGAAAGAUGGGAAACAGCAGCCGAAGAAAGGCCCCGAGACGAUGUCCUGUGAAGUCAAAGUCAUUGGCCAACAGCCGUCCCUUGUGAUUGAGUCGAUGUCAUUGUCGCAAUCAGCGGUGAUGGUGCUGGAAGGAGAAACCCAGUCCUUCGACAUCACGCUGCGUAACACGUCAAGUUGCCCCCUUGACUUCAUAACUUUCACGUUUCAUGAUUCCACUACGAGACAGAUUCAAUCCGCGCUGACAAACAAAGACCUGCUGCCGGUAGAAGUGUACGAGUUGGAACUGCAAUUAUCUACGAAACCAGGCCUGCGGUGGCGCCGACAGGGUUCUUCACCGGACGACCUUGUCAUUGAUGCGGGACAAAGUGCGACGUUUUCUCUCGACAUCGUUGGCAAACCGGGCUUGCAAGAUACGACUGUGCAGAUUGAUUAUUCCUAUAUUGGGCUUUCCAACGGCCAAUUACCGGAGGUGUUCUACACGCGGCAGUUGUUCAUACCGCUUACCGUGACGGUGAAUGCUAGCAUUGAAGUGGCUCGUUGCGACAUCUUACCUUUUAGCAGUGACUUCGCAUGGCGGAACAGCCAGGGAUUGGAGCUGGACUCUGUCGGGAACAGCUCCACGGACAACGACCCAUUUGCCCCAGUGCUAUCUCAACUGGGACGAGGCGCAUACGGGUACGACCACUGCAUCUUGCUACUUGAUUUGCGAAACGCCUGGCCGAAUCCUUUGUCAGUCACUUUACAAGUGAGCGAGCAGCCAAUGGAAGGGGAUUCUGCGGAGGAAGUCACUCCCAAGGUUGGACAGUACACCAUCACGGGAGAGCUACAGCCGGGUCAGAUCUCGCGCUUUGUUCUUGUCCUCCCUUGUGUCUACGUGGACAAUCCACAUGCUUCGAUACCGGUUCUGAAUACUGGAAUCAAGAGGCAGUUUGUCGUGAGUGCAAACAAGCUCACCUUCGAGGCAGAAGCAGCGUCACGGGAGGCUUUCUGGUUCCGGGAGGAACUGCUCAAAAGGAUCUCUGGCGUCUGGAAAGAGAGCACCACGACUUCUGGCCACAAGGGAGUCAUUGAGCUAAGAGGUAUACGAAUGAACGCGCGGAUGGUGGACGCCUUUCGGCUCGAAGCCAUGGAUAUCAGCUUUUCCCUGAGCCCCUCCUUUCCGAAACAGAAGGCAUCUACCGCGGAAAGCAUUGAUGAAGUGAUGCAGAUUGGGCGGUCAAAAUAUAAGGUACAGACCGACGAGAUGCUCGAUCUCACCGUUACCGUCCGGAACCGCUCCUCAAAGCCAAUCCAUCCACUUCUCCGGCUCCAACCCAGUCUUCGCCACCAACCCAGUAACGUUGCUCUUGAUCUUUCGAGGAGGCUGGCCUGGACCGGCAUGCUGCAGCAAGUGCUGCCUAUCUUGCCCAGUGGAGAGGGCACUAGUGUCACCAUUGGAGUUACCAUCUUCUGCCACGGAGAGUACGAAGUCGGUGCAAGUAUUGAAGAAGUGCGAACCCUGAGAUCGACGCCUGGAUUGGAGAAGGAUCAGAAGCCGGCGGACGAUGCGCCCGCACUACACGAUGAUGAGGCCAUCAGAGACUCGUUUGGAUUAGACGUUACUCGAAGAAGACGGAUCUGGCAUGCCAGAGAGACAUGUAUCAUGCAUGCUUGUGAUUAA
Messenger RNA from Aspergillus fischeri NRRL 181, 4440 nucleotides. RefSeq names its product TRAPPII-specific subunit TRS120. Gene Ontology annotation, cellular component: trans-Golgi network. The record is from RefSeq and is a predicted model, not a curated record. NCBI's taxonomy places the organism in Eukaryota, Fungi, Ascomycota, Eurotiomycetes, Eurotiales, Aspergillaceae. The transcript has 3 exons. Bases 1 to 4440 code for a protein of 1479 amino acids.